AUGGAAAUGAUAAAAGCUAGAUAACUCAAGGGAGGAUUAAUAUUGAGCAAGUGUGUCACCGAUCUUGUUAACUUCUAUAAGAAGUGCUCCUUCACUCUAGCUGAAGCACCAUUUAGUUCAUGGGCAGAAAGGGGAACUAAAAUGAUGUGUUUGGAGUUAAACAUGGAAGAAGAUGAUGAUGAAGAAGAGGAAAAAGUUCCUGAAAAAAGUGCGGUGAAAUAAAAAGCAGCAGAAAUUAAACAGACCAUUAAUAAGAAACAAGUUGUAGCAAAGACUACAAAGAGGGCCAAGAAAGUAAAGAAACUCUUACAGGAGAAGAGUGCAUUUGAGGAUGAUAGUAUGUCAUCACUUUCAUCGGACAGCGAUAAUGUUGAAUUUGCACUCACUAAUUAGGCCAAAGAGGGAAAGCCAGUUCAAAUUGACACCUCAGCCAUUAAAGUUGCUGCCAAGAUUAAGAAAGUAACUAGACCAAUAGAUAAGCCUUAACAUAAGGCUAAGGCUAAGACUAAAGCUACUGCUGAUGAUGAGGCUAUAUUGGAUAGUGAUAAUGAGUCUGAGAGAACAACCAAGUCUAUGAACCGAUCAAAACACAAACAUUGUACUACUGGAAAUUGUGAUGGGAAGGUAAGUAUUUUAUUUUGUGCGCGUACUUAUUUACCCACUGCGCGUACUUAUUUACCCACUGCGCGUACUUAUUUACCCACUGCGCGUACUUUUUUACCCACUGCGCGAUUAAGACCUAAGCCUCUUCCAGUUAGAUUCUACACAUGCAAUGAGUGUUGUGAAGAUAGACGCUACGACAAAUUCCCUGCCAAAGAUCGAUCGGUGUGCAUUUACUGCCUUGAUGGGAAAUCUUGUAGAGGGUCAGUCAAAGGACUCGAAAAGUUAAGUCUUAAGUCAGCUGUUUUAGAUCAACUUCCCAAGCGGACUACUUAAGAACAACUUAAUGACAGUGGUAGUGAUAAUGAUAGUAUCAGUGUGUCUGUGGAACUAGGUUCUAAGAGGCAGAAGACUGCUGUAAACGUGACGGAAAUAGAACCAGAACACAUAGAGGUUGAUAUAAUCAGGCAACUUAAAGCCAUCGAGAAAAAUACGGAAAGCGUUUAUAUAAAUGCUUCAGUCAUACAGGAUAUAUGCAGCAAGUUUAACAAAGACUUAGUAAUUGACUUCUUCUCUAAGUGUAUUAACGCGCAAGUAGUUGAAUGCAUAAAUAAGGUCUUGGAGUGUGUGCGGUCACUUAGUACUGCUUAGGUCUUGGGGCUUCUGUGUGCUUCGUUUGCUUUAGGCCACACAUCAUGGGUAAGAGCAACUGUAACUCUGAACCAAAUGGAAGUUUCUUUGAGAACAGAAGCACUAUCAGAGUUUAAGUGGCAGGUUGCUAAACAUUACAGCGAGUGUAUUGGUAUGUGGUGUUCGAAAUAUUGGAACUAUAUAGGCGAGGAUUAGUUUUUAUUGUUAAAGGUACUCAAGAACUGCCCUUCUGCUGUUGAAGACAGCAUACUCAUGAUUUCCCUUUGUUCUUAAGUUGGUGAUGAUGUAUAAAAGUACAUUAAAGUUAUAUCAUCAUUUAUAAGGAAUGUUGAUGAAUCUUAUCAAUUGCUGCUUACUACUCUAUAAAAAUCCCCUAAACAGAUGAAGAUUAACUUUAGUGCACUCAAUGAGUUAUUAUGGCUGCUGUAGACUUAAUCACAAUUUUCAGCUAUACAUUCAAUCCGUGAUACCCUUUUGCAAAUACCAGUGGCUAAGUGGAAAGAACAAAUUGAGCUUGCGCAUGCCUCCUCCACAGUUAUUGAUGGUGAUACCAUAUAAAAGUCGCUCAAUGAGUUCAUCGCCAUGUAUGGCAAACCAGAUCCUAAACUUGCAGCUGAUCUGUCACUUGCAGGGGAUGUCCGCUUCCAGUUCUUUACUAAAGUUGUGUUGAAUCCUCCCAAUAAUAAGCAAUUCGCACUGGCUCAGUACUGUAUCGGUUUGCUCAAGACUCAUCACAGAUAAAUGUGGUGUGUACCUUCUGGCUAAGAUUUUAUCGAGAAGGAUCAGGUCCAACAUUGCAUUGGAAUUGAUGGUGUAUCAGUCGGAGAUAAUGAACUCGCAAUAUUUGAUGAAGGAGACGCUAUCAUGCACAGUGAUCCUGAAAAAUUCAGAGACUUUAUAUCCAAGUGUUUAUGUGUUUGUUUCACAGCCACUCCAGAUGACCAAGAUCCUAGAGGUGUAGAUAUAUAAGUCCUUAAAGCCAUGACAUUCUCAACCUUCUACUAUGUGAUUGAUGUUCUCGAGCGAAUAGUGAAGUUCGAUUUUGACCUUGAACUACCAGCAAUGCCUAUCACUGAAAAGGCUGCUGAAGUUAAGAAGCUCUCUUGGACUGGGCCUGUUGUUGUUCACUGUACUCCCUCACUGUAUGAAGAGCUCAAGAAACUUGAUCUUGAGCUGGUAGAGGUUGAUGAGAACGUGAACCAUCAGAUCUUGAGAACCAUCGGCCUGAAAGUAAAUGACAAAUUCAGGGUUGCGGUGGCUCUCACAGCAGCUUCUAUGAGAGGUCUUGACUAUAGAUCAUCUGUUGACGGAAUCCUGAUUUCAUUAUUAGUAGCUAAAUCAUUUGUGAAUAAAAGAGAAGCAAUACAAGGCUACUACAGAGUAGGUAGGUUUGGUGACAAGUGUUAUAGAGUCACAUUUAAGGAUGUGGACCUGAUAGACGCCAAAGCCGAGCUCACAUACAAACUCAAUGCAUUCAAGUUUUUAUAAGCUCUGUCCAGAAAGACUAUCCAGAUGAAGCAAAUUAAUGCAACAGACCUAACAGGGCAAAAUAAGAAGACACCAACAGCUACAGACAAAACAACACCAACAAGACAAGACAAGAAUCCUACAACAGUACAAACCAAGACAUCUUAUUAAGGAUCGAUGGGUAGAAAGAGAACAAAUGCGCUAGUGCCAUAGUUGUUGGAAGAGAAACAAGGGCAUAUCGAAUAGGCGUCACAGUCAUUGUGA
Stylonychia lemnae is the source of this 2982-nucleotide messenger RNA. The record is from the annotation of a GenBank genome assembly. Lineage: Eukaryota; Ciliophora; Spirotrichea; Sporadotrichida; Oxytrichidae.